AUGGCGGAGGACUGGACACCGGACAUUGUGGUCGGCGUCGACUUUGGCAUGACUUGCACAGGUGUCGCCUAUUCGUACGGACCGAGCUGGCCAGCGCCCAAAUCCAUCCAACACUGGCCAGGCCUGAUGGGCUCCGAGAUCGCCACGAAAGUCCCUAGUCACCUCCUGUACUGCGACGGCUCGAAAAAAUGGGGAUUCCAAUGCGAUAAAACCCUCGCCGAUGCAAAGGACAUUAAACAGUACUUCAAACUGAACUUGGACCCGCAGUUUCGAGACCCACGGCCCAACGCACCCACGAGGGAAGACGCCGCGAGAUAUUUCCAGGACUAUAUCUACUGUAUCUAUCAAUACACCGUGACGUACUUGAAGAAGAGUCUGCCGCGGUUCGAGGGGAGUAAGAUUGAGUUUAUCUUCAGUGUUCCGACGACAUGGAAGGACCCGCGAAUGGUUGCUGAGCUGCGAAGCUCAAUUCAAUUCGAUACGCCGAAUCAUCGGGCCGUUAUAGGGUUGACGGAGGCCGAGGCUGCAGCGGUUUACGUUAGCGGGCAGCACUAUCAGAAAAACGAUGUUAUCCUUGUCUGUGAUGCUGGAGGGGGUACCACAGACGUCAACGUUCUCAAAUUAGCCUCAUUACCCCAUGAGCCGACUGUGUAUAGUCCGCUUGGGUAUGUCGAAGGAAAACCGAUUGGCUCUGUCUUUAUUGACCUUGGGGUACAUCAACUCCUCUGCAAAAAGCUCGAAGCUAUUCGCCAUGCUUUACCAGGACCAAUCGACGAUAUCGCAUGGCAAAUUAUGGUUGGUCGAUUUGAGCGCUUCAAAUGCUCAUUUGGCGCCGAGGGAAUGGAACUUCCCGCCCUGAAGCUUGAUCUACCAGCUGCAGCCCAGGAGUCACAUUCUCCAGAUCAUGGAAUAUUGAACGGACAGCUGUAUAUGUCCAGUGAUGAGAUUCAAGAAGUAUUCAACAGCAAGAUCGAGGAUUUAUUCGGCCUACUCGACGAGCAGAUUCGUCGACUGCAAUUGAGUCAUCCGGCAGAGAAAAUAUCCUUCUUGGUUCUAUCUGGGGGCUUCGGAAGCUGUCCAUACGUCAAGAAGCGACUGACAGACCGAUAUCAGAGUGAAAAUUAUCUCGUUCCAGAGGGGAUCAGAGUCCUUACGGUAGACGAGCCACAACUGGCCGUCGUACAAGGCCAGGUCAUGAAUCGAAUCCAGCAGCUCAAACAAGGUGCCACCGUUUUCGAUCAUCUUUACAGCCCCGUCAGUUACGGUGUGAUCUGCGACUGGGUAUACGAUCCCAAAAAGCACAACGGCGAACCAACAAGGUACGACGAACGCAACAGCAGGACCUACGCCGUAAACCAGAUCGACUGGCUUGUUCUACAGGGUGACCGCGUCCCACGAACCGGGGUAUCCAAAGAGUUCCCCCGAAAAGUUUACCCCAAAGACAUAUGUCGACCGUGGAUGGCGCAGAUCGUCAUGUCCACGCUUCCUCUCCACCAACUCCCCCGAAGCAUGUCACAAUCCGGCGCGAGACUUAUCUGCGAACUCGAAGUCGAUAUGUCCAAUGUGGAUAAGAAAGCCAAGAACCACCGAUGGUACCAUCGCCACCCGGUGUACUUCAUGGCAACGAUAAUCGUCAAGUUAAUUAUCGAGCCUGUGGGCCUACAAUUUGAGCUGUGGAAUCGCGCGGGCCAGAAAAUCCGAACACAGAGCCAGAUGCAGAGUGCGGCUCAGGGACACCCUGAAAGACAAAGUCAGGGUCCGAUUCGGAUCCACUGGGAGUCAAUCCCAGAGAAAAUGCAGGACGAGACGGAUGGAAAUCGGCGGAUCUCGUCGCCUGGAGGAGGUCCAAUCUCGGAGAUGGGGGGGGCUUCUUGGAGGGCGGAGUUGCCCGAUAAUGCGAUUAUACCUGGUAAAUAA
This is a messenger RNA of Aspergillus ochraceoroseus IBT 24754, 1917 nucleotides long. Its product is annotated as Hsp70 family protein. The record is from RefSeq and is a predicted model, not a curated record. NCBI's taxonomy places the organism in Eukaryota, Fungi, Ascomycota, Eurotiomycetes, Eurotiales, Aspergillaceae. The transcript has 9 exons. The coding region runs from base 1 to 1917 and encodes 638 amino acids.